CGAAGAAGCGAGCGUGUUCAGGCUAGUCCAAAGCCUGGGUCAUCGCAGGCUCUAUUUCGGAUCGCUCUGCCGUCUGCCGUGUGCACUGUUGUUUGCACUGUUCGCCUCGUUCCGUCCGCUCCUCUGCAGAGGUCCAUCGACCGCUUCAGUGAUGAAAGCAAAGCAUGGCGGCAAAGAGUCCCCGGAGGAGUUUCUGACGGCCGAGACGGAUGCACAGGAAAAGGGUAUGACGACCAUGAUGACCAUGAACAUGUCGGCCCUGUACGCGGACCACAAGACAGCCGACCACACCGUGGCACUCAGUGAGGACCGCCGGGGUCGACAGCCAGGGGCCAUCGUUACAGCGACUGUGCUCAGGACCGCACUUGUUGGCGUCUCGAUCUACCAGUCCAAGGCGCUCAGGCAGUGCGCGUCCAUCUCACUCCUGUUCCUCCUCUUGCUGCUCCUGUGGCUGUUCACCUGGCUGGCGACGGGUAAGUCGGGAAAGACAACGACUGCCACCGCGAGUUCCGAGACGUCCAUCGUCGCCUUCGACACCACGCAUGUCCCGAUAAGCAACGAGGCAAUCGACAUCACGCAUGCCUCGACAAGCAACGAGGCAAUCGACACCACGCAUGCCGCGACAAGUCACGAGGCAACUAACGGGACGCUGCCGUUGGACGUCUUCGAGACACUGUCGCUGCUAAACGACAUGACGGUGCCCAACCAUGUGCUGGACAUAGACUCAUUCCCUGAAUGACCAUGGUACUGUGCGCGCCGGUGUCGGCAAGGGCCUGGUGCGAUAACCUACGCUAUCAUCACCGGAAGACGUGUGCCUUCCAUGUUAUUAAAAUAACUAUUUCUGCAACUGAUAACACUCGGGAAAGAGCCUUCAAGUGCCAUUUUUGGGGCGCGAGAAAUGAAGGUAUAAUAAUUACCAAGCUGCGAAAAAAAAAAGAAGCGUGAACGUUCGUGUGCCUAAGUAUAUCGUGACACGGGAAACAUGGUGGGCAGCGCCGUUAUUUGAGGGCCUUAAGACCCCAUCCGGAAGUCGUAUAGGAGAGAGGUGAGAAGGAUAACCAUAGGAAUAGUAGGGAUGUAGUAAAAGAGAUGUAACAGAGAAACAUAACAGAAAUGUUUACAAUAUCUUCAUAGCGCCGUUCUACUGCUUGUCAUUUCUGUUGUUCGUAUCGUACGUGUCUGCAUAAAUAUACGUAAAAGUCAAUAGCACAAUUGGGCAGAAAGCUCUGCACUUGUAACCAAGGAAAGCGAAGAG
Molecule: messenger RNA, 1255 nt
Organism: Dermacentor albipictus
Lineage: Eukaryota; Metazoa; Arthropoda; Arachnida; Ixodida; Ixodidae
Source: RefSeq, a predicted model, not a curated record